CCUGUCACCCACAUCGUGUCGGCAAAGCAACAAUCUCCAAUCACAUAUCGCCACCUGUCCUUCUCUUUCAUUAUUUUUUAAAACGUCAAAAAUUAAAUAAAUCAACCUGCAUCUUCCCCGCCUCGUUUCUCUCUUCACCGUCAAAAUCAACACCUCUUCUUCCCCUCGCUUCUCUGACUCUGAAUCUGUCGCCUUUCACCCUUCGCGUAUUUACAUACACUACACCACAGAUAUUUUGGGUUCUCUCUCUUUCGUUUCAUCACCGCCAGCGUCAUCAUCGCCGACGUCCGGCAACCAUUUAGGCGACGAGGUCGACCAGGCAGCUCAAAUGGCCCGCCGUCUCUUCGCCUGUUUUGGAAAAGGAAGCUCGUUCAUGUUAUCGCCGGCGAGGACGGAGAAAGGAAGUACGGCGGCGGUGGAGACCGGUGCCGGCGAGGGACCCGUGCUGGUGGAGCUUUUCUCAUCUCAAGGAUGCGUGACGUCGCCGGAAGCGGAGAUGUUGUUGUCGAGAGUUGGCCGGGGUGACUUCCAGCUGGAAGUUCCGGUGGUGGUGCUGGCUUUCCAUGUCGAUUACUGGGACUACAUGGGUUGGAAAGAUCCGUACGGGUCGAGCCAGUGGACCGUCCGGCAAAAAGCGUACGUCGAAGCGUUGAAGCUCGACACCAUGUUCACGCCGCAGGUGGUGGUUCAGGGUAGAGCUCAGUGCGUCGGGAACGAAGAGGAGCCGCUUCUUCAGACCAUAAAAGAUGCGCCAAGAUUCCCUCCUCCAACUUUCCAGGCGACCUUCCACAGACCCACAUCGGAGGCGCUACAAAUUUCGUUAACCGGAGCGCUGAGGAUAAAAAUCGAUAGCGCCGGAGCCAAUGUGAUGGUAGCAUUGUACGAGAGUGGACUGGUGAAUGACUGUCCGAAAGGAGAGAACAAAGGUCGUGUUCUCUCCAAUGACUUCGUCGUCAGAAAGGUCGAAAAGCUCUGCGCCGUCAAAGACAUUUCGCCGAAGAAGACGGUUACCGGCACCGUUCAUUUCACACUCUGGGAUGGUUUCAACACCACCAAGUGCGGUGUUGUUGUGUUCGUCCAAAACUCGUCACAUCAAAUCUUCGGUUCCCAGAACUUCAAAAUACCAGAUGAUAUAUGAGUUUAUGAUUGUACGAUCUAUGGUGACAAUCGUGGUUUUCUUUGGUUAGGAAUUUAUGUAUGUAUAGGCUGUUUUUCUUUUUAUAUAUCUUCUAAAAUUUUUUAAAAAACAAUUUUUUUUUUUUUAUUAAUGUUGAUGGAUUUAUUUUUAAUUAGGUAUAUGGAGAGACAGAUUGGAUUGAUGGAAUGAGUUUUCGUUCUCUUUUGUUUUUUUGGUGGGGAGUUCAUAUUUGGAAAUCUGGGUAUUGAAAUUGUGUGAUGCAUCUGGUUUUUAUGUUGUGAGAAGAAGAAUUGAA
Messenger RNA from Carica papaya (papaya), 1433 nucleotides. RefSeq names its product membrane lipoprotein lipid attachment site-like protein, putative (DUF1223). The record is from RefSeq and is a predicted model, not a curated record. NCBI's taxonomy places the organism in Eukaryota, Viridiplantae, Streptophyta, Magnoliopsida, Brassicales, Caricaceae.